Molecule: messenger RNA, 3795 nt
Organism: Varanus komodoensis (Komodo dragon)
Lineage: Eukaryota; Metazoa; Chordata; Lepidosauria; Squamata; Varanidae
Gene: TGM1
Product: transglutaminase 1
Exons: 15
Coding region: 145-2679 (844 amino acids)
Biological process (GO): peptide cross-linking
Molecular function (GO): protein-glutamine gamma-glutamyltransferase activity
Source: RefSeq, a predicted model, not a curated record
UUCUCAUAGUUGUGACACUACUCAGGGCGGCUCCACCCCACGAGGGCCAGAAGAGGAGCGCGCACCUCUGCGGUCCAGAGAGAGCCGACGGAGAGGCCGAGGCGAGACGCUCCGCCGCCGCAGCUCCUGUGAGUGCCAGACGCCAUGCCGGUGCCGGAUCCCCGAGGGGACGCAGGACGAUGGGCCAACGUCAGCUACCGUGUGCGGCAGCCCAGCCAGCCGGAGAUCGCACCCCGGAGGAAGAAGCGGGGCUGGUUCCAUAAAUGCUGCCGAUGCUGCUCGGGCCAGGGGGACGACGGCGGCUGGGGGCCUGCGCCCGGAGAGGUGCCUGGGGCGCGGCGGACGGAUCCCGUCGUCCGGGAGGGCAUGCUGGUAAUCAGCGGGAUUGAUCUGAUGAGCAGUCGAUCUGGGAGCAACCGCCGCGCUCACCACACAGAUGAAUUUGAGUACGACAACCUCAUAAUCCGCCGUGGGCAACCCUUUGAUAUGAAGCUCCAAUUCCGGCAGCCCUAUGACCCCGAGGAGCACCGCAUUUGCCUCGAGUUCCUCAUUGGUCCUUCACCCCAAGUCUCCAAGGGCACCCACAUUCUGGUCCCCGUGGGCAGCUCCCUCUCCGGCAUGGGCUGGUCGGCGGAGGUGACCGACACCGGAAACAACAGCAUAUCCCUCCGGGUCUGCACAUCCCCCAACGCAGUGAUCGGCAAGUACCAGUUCAGCGUCAAGACGCGGAGCAAGGCAGGCGAAUACCCGGCGCCCUUUGACCCCCGCAACGAGGUCUACAUCCUUUUCAACCCCUGGUGCCCUGAGGAUCCCGUGUAUCUGGAGCAGACCAGGUCCUUAGAGGAAUAUGUCCUGAAUGAGACCGGAAGAAUCUACUACGGGACUGAAAGCCAGAUUGGGGAAAGAACAUGGAACUAUGCUCAGUUCGACCAAGGCAUCCUCGACGCCUGCCUGUACAUGCUGGACCGGCGUGGGAUGCCCCAUGCGAGUCGGGGGGACCCGAUUAUGGUCUCCCGCGUCGUGUCUGCCAUGGUGAACUCCCUGGAUGACAACGGGGUGCUGGUGGGCAACUGGACAGGCGACUAUUCCCGCGGCACCAACCCUUCAGCCUGGGUGGGCAGCCGCGACAUCCUCUUGCAGUACCACAAAUCGGGAUAUCCUGUUCUUUACGGCCAGUGCUGGGUGUUUGCUGGAGUCGUGACCACAGUGCUGCGGUGCCUGGGCAUCGCCACGCGGACAGUCACCAACUACAACUCGGCACACGACACGGACGUCAGCCUGACCAUGGACAUCUAUUUUGAUGAGAACAUGAAGCCGCUGGAAAACCUCAAUGCGGACUCCGUCUGGAAUUUCCAUGUCUGGAACGACUGCUGGAUGAAACGGCCGGAUCUACCGUCUGGAUAUGAUGGGUGGCAGGUGGUGGAUGCCACCCCGCAGGAGUCCAGCAGUGGCAUCUUCUGCUGUGGACCUUGCUCCGUGGAGGCCAUCAAGAACGGUUUGGUCUACAUGAAAUACGACGCCUCUUUCUGCUUUGCCGAGGUGAACAGCGACAAGGUGUACUGGCAACGCCAGUCGGACGGGAGCUUCAAGAUCGUCUAUGUGGAGGAAAAGGCCAUCGGGCACCUCAUCAGCACCAAGGCGGUGGGCUCAGACAGGCGCCACGACAUCACUGAGCUUUACAAGCACCCCGAAGGCUCCGAGGCCGAGCGCAAGGCAGUAGAAACGGCAGCCAAGCACGGCACCAAAGCCCACAUCUACACCAACAAGGAGUGGGGAGAGGACAUCUCCCUGACGGUGGACACCAAGGAGGCCUACACGGGCCAGAACAUCUCCUUGCGGGUCAACCUGAAGAACCGCUGCUCCAUGCCCCGCAGCGUCUCUCUCAACCUCUUCGUGGCCGUCAUGUACUACACAGGUGUCACUGGCCGCAACUUCAAAGAGGAGCAGCGCCAAGUCCAGGUCCCAGCAGGUGGAGCCCAGGCAGUUCCCAUGGUGGUCUCCUACCUUGAGUACAAGCCUCACCUGGUGGACCAGGGGGCCAUGAAGCUCAGCAUCUCCGGCAAGGUGGCCGAAACCGGGCAGGUCCUCGCGAAGGAACACACCUUCCGUCUGCGCACGCCCGACCUCACCCUGACGCUGCUGGGCCCUGCGAUUGUCGGCCAGGAGACCCAAGUGCAGAUCGUUUUCAAGAACCCGCUUCCCGUGACCCUGACUGGCGCCAUCUUCCACAUGGAGGGAUCGGGGCUUUCCACCCCCAAGACAAUGACUGUGGGGAAUAUCGGCCCGCACCAAACGGUGACGCUCCGCCAGACUUUCACGCCGCUGCGCGCGGGCCAACGCCAGCUGGUGGCCAGCCUGGACAGCCCACAGCUCUCCCAGGUCCACGGCGUGCUGACGGUCAAUGUGACGCAGGGCCCCCCGCCCGGUCCAUCAGCAUCUUCAGCCCCUGCCCGGGGGUCGCCCACCCCUGCCCGGGGGUCACCCACCCCUGCCAGAGCUUCCCCCGGCCUCAACCGGGCCUCUCCCGCGAGGCAGCCGGCCGGCCGCAGCAGCCCAGCGAACGCACGCCGAUCCCCCGGCCGGGGCUCCCCCUCGCGCCAGCCGGAUCCCCGAGCAUCUCCCAACACCCGUGGCUCGCCUGGGGCGAACAGGGCCGGGCGAACAGGGCGUCCGGUGUGAGCCAAAUCUUAGUGAUCACCUACUGUGUAAUUUUGCUACAGUGCUGGCAGAACUGGGAGGGCAAAACGGAGUGUGGGGAGGAUCUGCGUGAGACACGGAGCCAUGGCAGUGGAGAGGGGGUGUCGGUGAAAACGAAUAAUAAGGCAUGUAGCCCCUCCGUCCGUCCGUCCGCCCGUCCCUGAGGAGCAUCCUCAUGUCCGUCCGCCCCUUCUGUUUUCCACCUUCCCGUCACCUCCACUCGCCUUAUGCCAUUCCUCUGCUCUGACAUCCCUUCUGUAUCCCAGUCUCCCCACAAGCGCUUGGGGUCUCUGCCCAUCCACAUCCGGACUUCUGGCUGCUUCCCUCUGACUGUCCAUCCGUCCACGUGUGACCCCCCCUUCCCACCAAUUCUGUUUGCCACCCUUCCCACAGCGUAGUCUCACCGAGUUGUGUCCCCUCCGUAGUUCCACCAGCAAACGGUUACACCACCACCUUCACCACCCUGCACCCCCAACACCACCCACAACCACCCCCUCCUGAUUCUUGGGGUCCCCUAAUUUUUUUUAUAGCUUGCUUUUUUUUUUUUUUCCACUGUGACUCUUUUUAAAAAAUCUACACUGAACCUCACUUGAGCAAACCCACUCCCAAUCUGGGGUGUAUCCACGAGAGUUACCCAGACGUCUUCCUCCGGACCCUUUCCACUUAUUUCGGUCCCUGCUUUGGGAAAUUAAUUUGUAUAAGCUUGACAGAGGGGUUUAAAAAAAAUAAAGGAAACACCCUAAGAAAUGCAACUUGGGGCAGGGAGCUGCACGAGGAAGACAAAUUCAUAUAAAAGUGUAUUGAUUUUGGCCUAUGUCAGUUUGCCUUUCCUCAUUUCUUAAAUAUAUGCACUUAGAAAAUGGCCAUUAUCUUCCUUAAUUAGCAAGACUGCAAAGCUGUUUUCCUUAGAAGCCAACUUAAGAGACAAAAGCCCAAAGGAAAUGUUUGGAACCAGCCACCCAACCGUCCUGAUUGUGAGAUUAAGCGAAUUGUGCUAUAUUUAAACGAUGGAACGAAGCCAAAUAAUCUUGUGAUUUUUUUUCCUGCGUACUAAUAUAGGUAUUUAUUUGAUAAUAAAUGGUUUUUAACUCAAAGCAA